CAGACACAUACAUAGAGAGAGAAACAAGCAGGUGACACAGGGGAAAGGGAAAACACUAGAAACGCAAGGAAUGACAGGAGGCGUGGCCGUGACAGAGAUGUCUUAACUUGCAUGUCUGUCUGACCGUCUUUCUGAGCAUGAUGGUGGGAGCAUUCUUGUGGGGAGGUCUGGCAGACAAAGUUGGCCGUCGGCGCUGUCUUAUUGUGGCAUUAGCAAUAAAUUGUGUCUUUGCCUUCCUGUCUUCGUUCGCCCCGGGCUAUGGCUUCUUCCUCUUCUUCAGGCUGCUGUCUGGCAUUGGUAUUGGUGGCACAGUGCCAAUCGUGUACUCGUACUUCUCCGAGUUUCUUCAGAUGGACAAGAGAGGAGAGCAUCUGUCCUGGUUGUGUAUGUUCUGGAUGAUCGGUGGGAUCUACGCUUCGUUCACUGCCUGGGGAAUCAUACCCAGAUACGGCUGGGGGUUCAGUAUGGGCACAGAGUUUCAGUUCCACAGCUGGCGGUUGUUUGUCCUGGUUGCGGCACUUCCUGCUAUUGCCUCUCUGGUUGGACUCACCUUCAUGCCUGAGAGUCCACGAUUCCUCCUGGAGAAUGCCAAGUACGAUGAGGCAUGGAUGAUCCUGAAGCAGGUCCAUGACACCAACUGGAGGGCCAAAGGACAGCCAGAAAAAGUCUUCACUGUGACUCACAUCAAGGCACCUAAGACAGCAGAAGAUGAGUUUAUUGAGAUUCAGAGUGCUACAGGAACAGCUGUACAACGAUGGGCUGUACGCUCACUAACACUCUGUAAACUGGUGUUGAGGAACAUAGCAUCACUCCUGUCUGCAGAACUGAGGUUUGCUACAAUCUUUAUGGCCAUCAUCUGGUUCUGCAUGGCUUUCAGUUACUAUGGUCUGUCUGUUUGGUUCCCUGACAUGAUCAAACACCUUCAGUAUAUGGAGUACGAGUCAAAGGUCAAGGUGUUCCAUAAAGAACGUGUGGAGAACUUCCGUUUUAACUUUUCUUUAGAAAACCAGAUUCAUAAAGAAGGGGAAUACAUUAAUGACAAGUUCAUCAGUAUAGAGAUGAAAUCAGUGAGGUUUGAGAGCUCACUGUUUGAAGACUGUCGCUUUGAAGAAAUCAAGUCCACAGACACUGUGUUUGAGAACUGCACCAUCCGUUCUACUGUCUUCUAUAACACAGACCUGUGGGCAGAGAAGUUCAUUGACUGUAAGAUGCAGAACACAACCUUUGAGCUCAACAAAUUUGGCUGCCAUCUGGACACUGUUGAGGAGAACGACGUUCUCAUAUACCUGGUCAGCUUCCUGGGCAGCCUGGCUGUGUUGCCAGGCAAUAUCAUCUCUGCCCUCUUCAUGGAAAAGAUCGGCAGGGUCAAGAUUAUAGGUGGCUCCAUGCUCAUUUCAGCAGGCUGUACCUUCUUCCUGUUUCUGAGCUUCAGCCAAUCAGCCAUCAUUGCCUUGCAGUGUCUGUUCUGUGGUGUCAGUGUAGCUGCAUGGAAUGGCAUUGAGGUGGUGACUGUGGAGCUGUACCCUACUUCUAAAAGGGCCACAGCAUUUGGCGUGCUGAACGCUCUGUGUAAGCUGGCGGCAGUGCUCGGCAGCUCUAUCUUCACCAGCUUUGUGGGCAUCUCCAAAUUCAUCCCCAUCCUGCUGUCCUUCACUGCGCUAGUGUGUGGUGGCCUGGUGGCCCUCAAACUACCCGACACGCGCGGUAAAAUCCUCCAGUGAGGUCUUGUGAGAUCUGGGAGAUGGGAGUCAUAAGCGGAGGGAGAGGCCAAAAUAUACUGUAUGUGCUUAAUAUUGGAAGCUUUUUUAAAUGCAUUUGAAAUAAAUUUUAAAUUGGAAAUAGCUUAUACCUAUUAAAUGUAAAAUGCCAAAGUUUCUUUUUUUAUAUCAACCAU
Messenger RNA from Cottoperca gobio, 1894 nucleotides. Its product is annotated as synaptic vesicle glycoprotein 2B-like. The transcript is spliced from 13 exons. The record is from RefSeq and is a predicted model, not a curated record. Gene Ontology annotation, molecular function: transmembrane transporter activity. Gene Ontology annotation, biological process: transmembrane transport; chemical synaptic transmission. Bases 138 to 1721 code for a protein of 527 amino acids. Gene Ontology annotation, cellular component: synaptic vesicle membrane; neuron projection. Lineage: Eukaryota; Metazoa; Chordata; Actinopteri; Perciformes; Bovichtidae.